CUCCCCCACAGUGUUGUUGAUAUUGAGGUUCAGAUAUGGUUAUAGCCACGAGGCUGUCCUAAUUUCUGCUCCAAGAACGUUGCUAGCAACGCGGAGCUCAGUCAUGUCUCCAAGAACGAGUAUUUGGGGCGUAUGCAGAGCUCUCACAAUCCGAUCGAGACCUGUCGCCCCUCGUCCAGCCCCAUUCAUCCAGUCUCUUCCACACAGCAGAUGGUAUUCGAGUGAAGGAAACGAUCAUCCUCCGAAGGCAAUUGAUAACUCUCAAGAGGCUCAGAACUCCCAGGUUGGCUCAGAAUCGAAGGAUGAAGUGUCGGCAGUAGAAAAUGGAGAGGUUGAGGUGACUACUCCGACGUCCAGCACUGAAGUUAUCGACGAUGCGACACUCGAACAAUUAUUUUUCGGUGGCCGCACACAAACCAGCUCACUUGGGGGUGUUGAGGGUGGCCUGACACCGGCACAGGAGGAGAUUCUUUACCGUGAGGGUACUAUUCCUUCGGCCGAGAAGGCUGAAGCUCUCGUCGCAGCAGCAGAGAAGUCCGAGUUGGAGGCUACAGAGAGUACAGAGAUGCAAAACCCAGGACACAAGUUUGGUCUCCCCAAGAGGCCGUGGCCGCAAGGAUUCAAUCUGAAGAAACGUUAUCACCCUGUGUUGGAGCAAAUUACCCGACUCCUCAUGAGGGACGGUAAGCUCAGUGUUGCUCAACGAAAUAUGGCCAUCGUCAUGAACUACCUCCGAACCGCACCACCUCCGAUCUAUAGCCCGAAAUACCCUCUACUGCCCGGAACUCCACCGGCCUCACACCUCCCUCUCAACCCGAUCCUGUACAUCACAGUUGCCGUAGACUCGGUGGCCCCUCUUCUCAAAAUCCGCAACGUGGCCGGCGCCGGUGGUGGUGGUCGUGCACUUGAACUUCCUGUGCCUCUGGGUUUGAGGCAGAGACGACGAGUAGCGUUCAAGUGGAUUCUGGACGUGAUCAACAAGAAGCCCUCCAAGGGUAGUGGGCGCAAGCAGUUCCCAUACAGGAUUGCUGAGGAGAUCGUUGCAGUUGUUGAGGGGCGUUCGGGUGUGUGGGAAAAGCGAAAGGUGGUGCAUAAGCUGGGUACAGCAGCACGAGCUAACGUUGGAUCUAACAAGCUCAAGGUCAAGAAGAAGAUGUAAAUAUAGACAAGGUGCAAAUGGAACGCCUGGUCCUCUGGAUGUAUAGUAGAUGUGCAAAAUAUGUAACUAUAUCAAGAUACUGAUGAAAAGACGCAUUUAAUGUUACUGUACCUUGUGCUCAGCUUGCCAUUCGAGGG
Fusarium verticillioides 7600 is the source of this 1296-nucleotide messenger RNA. RefSeq lists its product as hypothetical. The record is from RefSeq and is a predicted model, not a curated record. The transcript has 4 exons. Gene Ontology annotation, cellular component: ribosome. Gene Ontology annotation, molecular function: mRNA binding; rRNA binding; structural constituent of ribosome. NCBI's taxonomy places the organism in Eukaryota, Fungi, Ascomycota, Sordariomycetes, Hypocreales, Nectriaceae. Gene Ontology annotation, biological process: ribosomal small subunit assembly; translation. The coding region runs from base 104 to 1159 and encodes 351 amino acids.